UCAUAUGCACAAGGACAGGGCACCUCUACAUGUUGCGCGUCAUACAAUUUACUUUUACGUUUUUUUCUUUACGCAUGCAUGGAACAUAAGCAACCAGAAAACGAUAUUUGGCAUCGUUUUUAAAACUAUUUAAAGUGGUUUCAUACAAAUAAACGAUACCGAAAAACAGGACAAGGAGAGGGUAAAAUGGAUAACGAAGCGUCCGAACCCAGGCAAAAGUGAUUUUCUUUUUCGAGCGUCCCGCUGUAUCCGAGAUUAAUGAGAGCACUUGGCAGCAACAAGAUAUACAUGUUUAUUUUCCAGCCAUGUCUGUCAAUUGAGUGCAAAAAGUUUGUUUUGCGUCUGCAUUUGUGGAUUACCUACAUGUGCAAGUUUGUCAAGAUGACAGCCCGCCAAGACUGUUCUCUGCAUGGGGUAUUCCCAACAGUCAUAGCAGUCGUUUUCACUCUUCUGACUCUAGGAACAGAAUGCCAGGUGUUGGAAGACACCAGGAACCUCGGGCCUGUCCCUCUCUAUCCCACCGUGGGCUUCCAGGUACUCAACGUGGACCACCUGCUGCUGAGGGACAACAGCCAGGGGCUUCUGGGAAACUCGAGCCUGCAGGCCCAGAGACAGGCUUUCCUGGUCACCUCCUCCGGGGCUGGCCUGCUGCCCCCGGCUGUCAAUGCCAGCUACGGGCCUCUCACCGCACACAGAAACAUCCCCACGGACCUGCUCCUGAGUGGCCGGCGAAUCCUGCCAGUCCUCCUGGCCCGCCAAGUCCGCUCCUCCGCCCCCAUCGUUAGAAUCCUCUUCCACCUGCCCACGUGGAGGGACAUCAGCGGGGCUGUCCGUGCAGAGGAAGAGGAACAGAGGGGGGGUGGGAGGAAGGGGGGUGCUGCCGGGGUGGAUGGAGCGUACUGUGUGACUGCCUAUGCCUUCUGGCAAACCCGCGAAGUGCGUGGAGCUUGUCUGGUCUCCCCCGGGGGUUUCUGUGUGGCCCAGCUGAAGCCGGAACCAGCCUGGUUCAGCCCGGCCAGCCGCUCCGCCUCCAGCAGGGAGAGAGGAGUGGGGGAGGCCCAGGGUAACCCUGUGGAGGUCUACUUCCAGAGCCGCAAGGACCAAACGGGUCAGUGUGUGCCCCAGGAUAGCCUGCAGAGGGUGGGCUUGGGGAGGGGAGUGCCUCAGGGCUCUGGAACCCCCAUGAGAAGGAUAGGGAGUGUCAACCUCUUGAAAGCUCCGCCGGGGAACCCCACGUUCUUUCGUCUGAGGUUAGGGGGCGCUGUGGUGGUCCAGACCUCCUCCAAGCCCCUGAAAACCACCGACGUGGCCACGUUCUACGUGUUCCUGUCCAGCGCUUCAGCCAUUGAAAGCUUCACCCUCAGAGCCACUGUGAGGAAAGGCUUCUCCUUCAGCAGGGCCAGGCCAAGCGACUCGUCCUUGUGGGAUAUUGUCCUGGAGCCUGGCAAAGGGGCGGCCCUCAACACAAUCUCCGUGGUGUGUCUGAGGAAGGUAGCCAUCACUGGAAAAAGGGGUCUGCUAGAGGUCUUACAGCUUGACUUUGAAACCAAAGAUUUGACCGACCAAUCAGAGAGCCAGGUAAUCACGUGGCGUCUUGAGUUGCCAGGAAAUGUGAAGGACGUUGGCAUCAUGAAAAUCUAUACCACCCAGAAAGACUACAUUGGCCUGGCACCAAUGGUCAUGAGUGGGGAUCUUCUUAACACAGCCGUUCUGACGGGUAAAAUGGCGUCCGUUCCUGUUAAGAUCCUGGCCGUGGAAGCCGGCGGCUCAGUCACUGACGUCACCAACUACACCAGCUGCGCUACCACACAGGAGGACAUCCUCAAGGUGUCGGAGCGCUGUGACUAUGUGUACGUGAACGGGAAGGAGACGAGGGGGAGAAUGAAGAUGCUCCUCAACUUCACCUACAGCUACCUGAGCGCCCAGCUGGAGAUGAGUGUGUGGAUGCCCCGCCUGCCCCUGCUCAUCGACGUGGGCGACCCCGAGCUCAGCCAGAUCAAGGGCUGGAGGGUGCCCGUCGCCGCCGGCAGCAGGAGGGCGACCUGGGACAGCGAGGAAGAGGAGGAGAUGAGGAAGGGCAGAGGCUGUAUGCUGCAGUACCAGCACACCGUGCUCCGGGUGCUCACGCCCUUUGUGGCGGAGUCCUCCGACCCCGUGGCAGGCGCCCUCCCUGGCGGGGCGGCGCCCCCGGAGUACUUCCUGGGCCCUGAUUGGCAGGUGGACGUGACGAGGCAGGUGCAGUACUCUCUCAGGGUGACGGACCCGGCGGUGGCCCGGCUCCAGGCAGGCCCCGUGCUGCAGGGACGAGCCAUGGGGAUCACCACCAUACAGGUGCUGUCCCCUCUGUCAGCUUCAGUUCUGGCUGAGAGGAGGGUCAAGGUGCUGGAUGACAAAGUGAGUGUGACAGAGCUCGGGGUGCAGCUGGUCGCUGGACUCUCUCUGUCCCUCCAGCUCAGUCCAGGGAGCAGCAGAGCCAUCGUCGCCACGGCCACCACACAGGAGGUCAUGACCAGCCCCAAACAGGAAGCUGUGGUGAGCUGCUGGGUCCGCUUCAGCGACGGCUCCGUCGCCCCUCUGGACCUGUUCGACCGAGCCGGCUACUCCCUCGUCGUGACGUCGUCCGACGAGAGCGUGGUGGCCGUGCGACGGACCCCGCAGUCCGCCUUCGUGGUGGCGAACGGGGAGGGCCGGGGCCUGCUGGUGAGGGCGGAGCUCAGGAUCGGCGAGGAGUGUCAGAAGUCCAAGAGGAAGAGCAAGCUGGCGGUCGGCGCCGGCAUCCUCAGGGUGGACUUCCAGAACGGCAGGAAGGCUGGCGGCGGCGGCACUGCCUACGGCGGUGAGGUUUCCGAGUCCGAGGAAGAGACCAGAGGGGUGACGCCGGCGACGCCGCGGGCUCGGACAGAUCCGGGCGUGGACAGGCGUUUGUUCAGGAGCACGGUGCCCGAGACCAGCACUCUCACCACGAGGCCUGCCCAACAGGAGUUGGCGGGAGCGGGCACCAGCGUCGCCAGCAGCACUACCACGACCAGUGCCCCCCGCGUUCCCACAGGCAAACCAGGCACUGCGAAGCCCCUUGUGACGAGCAGACCCCCGGGGAUGGGAAGACCUGGUGUGGACAGAACCACAGGGAAGGGAAAUGGACAGAGGAGAGACUGGGCCAAUAUGCUGGAUAACCCAAACCCUCUCCCUAAGAAAGAGUUGCCCAAACCCGACCUGGCGCCUAAGAAGGAACAGCCCAAACCCAAGCCCCCCCAGGUGGUGGAGAGCGACCUAGUCCGAACAUUCCGCUCCAUGACGGAUGUGGAGAUAGGCAUAUACACGCUGGUCGGGGUCUCCUGCGUGGCUAUCUUCGCCUUCCUUCUCAACUGUGCCUCCUACAGGCUCUGCUUCAGGGGCCACAAGACCCCCGUCCAAGCCCCGGACCCCCGCGACCCCAAGGACCGCAAGCACGACUGGGUCUGGCUGGGGUCCACGUCAGGCCAGGCGCAGUGUAACCCACCCCAGGCGUCCACCCUCAAGCGGGAGAGCCACCUCUCUGUGGAGUCUCACCGCUCCAUCGACGGCCACCGCGGCCUGGAGGCCAGCCUGAGCACGGUGAGCACUGUCCCAGAGCGGACCGCCACCCUGGGCAGAAGGACCAGCUCCCAGACCCCCCUCGGGAUGGACCCCAUGGCCACCCGCUCAGCCACCCUGCUGGCCAAGCCCCAACGCAACGAGCCCCUCCACUCGCCGACCAGCAAGAGGAACCAAGUCCAGUUUACUACCUUCACCACUCUGGACAUCAAGCACUUGGCAGCUCUGAAGAAGAACGGGGUGGACUUUAACUGGGCCAGUCAGGCCCAGGCCCAGGAAGAACCACCGCAACAUCUUCCGGACAUGCCCUGGCCUGUUGUCAAGCCCCUGGGGGAUCUACAGUGAGGCCACACUUUGCGUGUGUGUGUGCGGUUUGUGCAUGUGUCGGCGGGUGUGUUUUUGUGUGUGU
Molecule: messenger RNA, 3982 nt
Organism: Osmerus eperlanus (European smelt)
Lineage: Eukaryota; Metazoa; Chordata; Actinopteri; Osmeriformes; Osmeridae
Product: transmembrane protein 132D
Exons: 9
Coding region: 259-3918 (1219 amino acids)
Source: RefSeq, a predicted model, not a curated record